Hevea brasiliensis (rubber tree) is the source of this 1236-nucleotide messenger RNA. RefSeq lists its product as uncharacterized. The record is from RefSeq and is a predicted model, not a curated record. Gene Ontology annotation, molecular function: S-adenosylmethionine-dependent methyltransferase activity. The coding region runs from base 218 to 1027 and encodes 269 amino acids. NCBI's taxonomy places the organism in Eukaryota, Viridiplantae, Streptophyta, Magnoliopsida, Malpighiales, Euphorbiaceae. The transcript has 6 exons.
AUUUUAUUUAUAUUUUAUUUUUCACCAUCAAAUUAGAUAAAUUAUCAAAAUAAAUUUUAAUUUGGAAAACCAAAAGUACUCAAAAACUCCUUUGUUAUUGUUCUCUCUAGCUCUCUCUGUUUUUUUAAAGCAAAAGGAGGGUUUGAAAAGGGGGAAAAAAGGCUGUGCAGAAAGGAAAUUAGCUUUGGUAGAUUGGGCAAGAAAAUUUUUCUGAGAAAUGGGCACAAACUUUGUUAGUAUGAGGGUUUUGUUAACCACUGCAUCUGCAUCCACUACCUCUCUUUUUUAUUCUUCCUCCUUAGAUUUUCCCCCCAAAUCCCUUAAAAUAGGAAAUCCAAUUCUCAACCAUACACGUCCUGCUGCUGGAAAAAGGAGGAACCCAUCUCUCUACACGUGGCUUUGUGGACAUAUGAGAAGAGAUCAAGAAGUAGAUUAUUUCAAAGCGGAAGAUGAGAAUAUGGUGUCCAUGUUUGGCCCCAGUGAAGAUACUGGCACCAAAAUUCCAACGCAAGCACAAUCUAUUGUGGAAGGUUCAAACACAGUUGUGGUGUCAGAAUAUAAGCCUGUUCCUGAUGUAGACUAUCUACAGGAGUUAUUGGCCAUUCAACAACAAGGGCCUAGAAACAUUGGCUUUUUUGGAACACGGAAUAUGGGAUUCCUACAUCAAGAACUCAUUGAGAUCCUUAGUUAUGCUCUGGUUAUAACAAAAAAUCACAUUUUUACAUCAGGUGCAUCAGGGACUAAUGCUGCCGUUAUCAGAGGUGCUUUAAGAGCAGAAAAACCUGAGCUGCUUACAGUAAUCUUACCUCAAAGUUUGAAAAAGCAACCACCUGAGAGCCAGGAGUUAUUGGCAAAAGUACAGAAUGUAAUAGAGAAGCCUUAUAAUGAUCAUCUACCACUCAUUGAAGCCAGCUGUGUAAUAUGGACAUCAUUUCACAUGUACAGCAAGUUAUUUGCUUUGCCUUCCAUGAUAGCAAGUUGCUCAUGGAAACUUGUCAAGAAGCGAAAAACCUCCGGAAAAUUGUGACUCUCUUUUACCUGGACUGAAGCAAUCAGUUUAUUUGUGUAUAUGAUGAUUAGAGAGAGAGGGACAAACAGAUUUUGCUUAUUCUUUUGUUUGUAAAUUAUAAGAUGAAUUGGGAUAAGUUGCUUUGCAUAGCAAAUUGCAACAGUGGUAAAGGGAGCCAAUUUGCUCCACUUCAUUGGAGAGAUUAACAAAUAGGUUCUUAUUCACAA